Vitrella brassicaformis is the source of this 996-nucleotide messenger RNA. Lineage: Eukaryota; Vitrellaceae. The record is from the annotation of a GenBank genome assembly.
UCUGGUUAUGUCAGCCGGGGGCUUGACCUCUCGCCUGCCAUGCCAACCCAUAAAAAUCAUGCAGCCACUCACCCGUCAACUGUGUGUGUGUGGAGUUGAAGUAGGGUACACUCUACGCUGUCGCCGACUUCUGCUGGGGGUAGCACACGGGAUGGUACUCACUGUUGGGCACUGACGACAGAAAGAGAGAGAACGCAUCACACGCAUCGGAUCACGUCACAUCACAUCAGAUCAGAGAAAGACCACAUGUGGCUUUCUGUCUGUCUGUCUGUCUGUCUUUGCGGGUGGGGUCAGUGGGUGGAUGGGUUGCUCACUUUUGGUCCUGUGGGAGAAUUUGCCGUCCAUGCAGUUCAUCAGAGGCACACUGAGGGUCUGGCCUACCAGCUUGUGGGUUUGGUCCUCCGACAUCUCGUCAUAGCUGACAAAACAGCCACCACCCACACAGACGAUUAACACCCCCACACAGUGAGGGAGUGACACUGAGUGAGGUGUGCGUGCGUCUUGUCUUGUCUGUCCUGACGGCGGGCGGCUUACAUGCACAUGGCGCAUGUGACGUCCCUCUCGUUGCUGUCCUUGCACUCGACCUUGAAGGACAGAUCGGUGGUCCCACCACUCGCAGCAGCCGCCUGGCCCACCAUAUUCUCCAGCAUCUGCACACACACCACACACACACACACCACACACACACACGACCACCCACACGCGCACACAGAUCUGCCGCACCGGAGCCAAAAGAGACACGACGGCCCAUGUGGACAGCCAUAUGUCACCUGCUGCAUGCCCUCCUCGUACAUCUUCUUGUCAGCGGCCGGGAUGAAGAAUGAGGGUGUCGGCGUGUCCGGCGCGUCCUUGCCGCUGCUCUUGAUCUGGCACUUGGCCACCGACGUCCGCCGGAGCGUCAGGGCUGAUGACGUGCACGCGAGCACAAAGCACACGGCGAGGGCAACGAGGCACUUCAUUCUGGCAGACGGGGAUGAGCUGAAGGCGAAGAUCACG